AUGCCCAGAGUAGCGGAAAUGAGCAAUCGAAGUGAUGAAAAAAAGAUAGUGGAACAACAUUCUGCGACUGAUGAACCUUCUCUCAAGUAUGGUUCACUAUUCAUAGACUGCCUGCAGAUGGAGGGUGACAGACCGGAUGUUCUGUCGUUUGAAUGUUAUUCGUGUGAACCGGACAUCGAAACAUACUCCCAUCGUCAGUUACAUCACAUACAACCAAUGAAAUUACUUUAUCAUCUCACCGAUCAUACAAUAUCUCUCAUUGAACCACAUGUUCCAAACAAUAGCAUUUUGCAGAGUCGUACUUUUACUCAUCAGAGAGUACCGAAAUUAAAUUAUGGUCAGAAGUUUUUGCAUUGGUCAGAUUUAAAUGUUGCCAAAGAUAUUCAUCUGUUCUCGGGAACGUACAGAAUUACUGCCUGUGAUCAUCACACCAGGGAUUUUUUAACAAAAAAAGGAAUUGAGGUUAAUGAAGAAGAGGAAAUUCCGAUGGACCCGUGGACUCGAAAUCAAGAGCAGCACCAAUCUUCGAGUAAAAAUAAAGAAAGCAUAGAAGAAAAAUCCGAAAGCAAUUUUGAAAAGAUAGAUUAUUCGGAUGCGCCAGCAAAGUUGCACUUGUUAGCCUGUUGGUUAGAUGGUACUUCUAUUCGGACAUUUCAUAUGGUAGUACAUACAAUCGACGACACUGCUACGCUAGUAGAAAGCACUCGUGGGUUUAAAGGACAACUUUUUCUCAAAAGGAACAAACUUCCUUUCAUCAAAAAAGAUGUUCGACAGUUCUAUCGCAGCAGUGAGAUACGUCCCGGCCUAUGGGUAGAAGUUUAUACCAGGCCAAUGUUUAUUUUUAGUUGUGAAGGUCCAGAAACACGUAACUUCCUGAAACGUUUUGGACCCAUUGAUUUUGAAGAUUACGAAAAAACUCUUGUAAAUGGACCACCGCCUGAAGAAAUUGGAAACAUACCGUUGCAGAUGAAAUUCAUUGCUCUAAUGGAGGGAGGAAAAGGGUUGUUCGAAGAUAUAAAAUUUUUGAUAACGUUUCAUGUCAGUAAAGAGAGGUUGGACAUUGCUGAAGCUCUAACGGGUCAAAAGUGGUGUCGUGGGCGAACGUUUAUCAAAGGCAUCAAUUGCAGCAGAUAUGACAUGGAUAAAUAUAAAAUUGGUUCUAUCCUGAAAGUUUAUCGGUGGAACUUCCGUUUGCUGGAAGCUGACGAUAUAACACGACAAUAUUUACUCUCAAAAGAAAGCCAACAAUUGCAGCAAAAUAAAAUUCACCAAAUUCAACAAUUGGUUGUAUAA
Molecule: messenger RNA, 1293 nt
Organism: Acanthocheilonema viteae
Lineage: Eukaryota; Metazoa; Nematoda; Chromadorea; Rhabditida; Onchocercidae
Source: the annotation of a GenBank genome assembly